Penicillium brevicompactum is the source of this 669-nucleotide messenger RNA. RefSeq names its product Rab family GTPase srgA (gene srgA). The record is from RefSeq and is a predicted model, not a curated record. Gene Ontology annotation, biological process: protein localization to plasma membrane; regulation of exocytosis; protein secretion. NCBI's taxonomy places the organism in Eukaryota, Fungi, Ascomycota, Eurotiomycetes, Eurotiales, Aspergillaceae. The coding region runs from base 1 to 669 and encodes 222 amino acids. The transcript has 2 exons. Gene Ontology annotation, molecular function: GTPase activity; GTP binding. Gene Ontology annotation, cellular component: endosome; plasma membrane.
AUGGCAGGCACACGGAAUUAUGAUUUCCUGAUCAAACUUUUGUUGAUUGGAGACUCGGGUGUGGGAAAAUCAUGUUGUCUGCUGCGCUUCAGUGAAGACUCAUUCACUCCAUCAUUCAUCACGACUAUCGGCAUUGAUUUCAAGAUCCGGACGAUCGAGCUGGACGGGAAGAGGGUGAAGUUGCAGAUCUGGGACACAGCCGGCCAGGAGCGCUUCCGCACCAUCACGACAGCAUACUACCGAGGUGCUAUGGGUAUCCUCCUUGUCUAUGAUGUGACUGAUGAACGUUCAUUCCAAAGUAAGGAUCCCUCCACCCGUGACCGUCACAAUAGACCUGACCACCUAGACAUCCGGACCUGGUUCUCAAACGUGGAGCAACACGCCAGCGAGGGUGUGCACAAGAUUCUCAUUGGAAACAAGUGUGAUUGGGAAGAGAAAAGAGCGGUCUCUACUGAACAGGGUCAACAACUUGCCGAUGAGCUUGGCAUUCCAUUCCUCGAGGUUUCGGCCAAGAACAACAUCAACAUUGAGAAGGCGUUCUACAGUCUUGCAUCGGAUAUCAAGAAGGGCAUGGACACUUCCAAGACCGAACAAUCUGGUACCGGAGGCGUCAGUAUAGACCAGCAGGGCUCGGGUCUGAAUGGCAACUCUGGGGGGAAGUGCUGUUAG